CUUUGCAAGAAUGCUUGGACUUUCCUUUUUGGAGUUUCUUCUCUUUCCUUUUCCAAUGGUUGACAAAUAUUAGUCUGCCAAAUUAGGAAAGAGUUGGUUAGUGUCGUGCCACAAUGUCCAAAACCAGCUGCUCUUAAAUAGCUCAAGUAAAGUUUGCCUCUUUUUGUUACCAAAUUUGGAAAAAAAUAAGCUUGAAACACAUCAAUUUUUCGCCCUUCGCCAUCGGUUCGGGAUUCGAACUGAUAAUGGAUGAUCUGAACUGGGAUGGAUACGGAUCGCGAGUGGCGAUGAACACGACAUCAUCGCCGUGGUUUUGGAGCAAUUACCAACCAGGAUUGGGAGAAAAGUUUGUGUCAUCCAACUCAAAUUCCAACUUCUGCAACUCAGUUCAAGAGCUCCCAAUGAUUAAAGAAGCUGAAGAUCCUCUGUUUUCAAAAACAGGGGAGGCUCUACCAAUGGUUAUGAGCCACCCAUUGACUAACUUCACAACAACUCGUGAAGUAGGUGUUAUUGAUCUUGAACCACAUAUCCCCACCGGAGUGUCUGCGGCGGCGCCGGCGACGUGCUCUCUAGAUUCAUUGGACUGCCUACUUUCAGCAACAACAAACAGCAACACAGACACAUCAGUAGAAGACGAUGGGAUUUCAAUGAUUUUGACAGAUUACACCAAUUUAUGGAACUUUGGAGGGAAUGCUAAUGCAGUAUGUUCUUCAAGGGAAUCUGGGAAGAAUGGGUCAAAUUCUUCAAAGAGAAGCCAUGAUCAAACUCAAUUCAAAGCAGGGGAUUACUCUGUUUUCUCCAAUGACAUCAUAAUCCAAUCAGAUUCCACAUCAGACAGUGGUGGGUUCAAGAUCAUAUCAGAUCAGAAUCUGGCAAAACAAAAGAAACCCAGAUCAGAAAAGCCACCAACUUCAUCAAACAUAAAUUUUCAGCAAACUUGUUCAUCUGGGUCAUCUUGUAUUGAGCAGGAGCCUGAUCCAGAGGCCAUUGCCCAGAUGAAGGAGAUGAUCUACAGAGCAGCAGCUUUCAGGCCAGUGAAUUUGGGGGUGGAAGUAGUGGAGAAGCCAAAGAGGAAGAAUGUGAGAAUUUCAACUGACCCACAAACUGUGGCAGCAAGACAGAGGAGAGAGAGAAUCAGUGAGAGAAUUAGGGUUCUACAGAGGCUGGUUCCUGGUGGGAACAAAAUGGAUACAGCAUCAAUGCUUGAUGAAGCUGCAAAUUAUCUCAAGUUUUUGAAGUCUCAGAUCAAAGCACUGGAGAAUCUUGGGCAAAAGCUUGAGUCUUUGAAUUGCCCUCCAACUAGUAUAGCUUUCUCUUUCAACCCAUCUUUUCCCAUACAAACAACUUCAUCCCAUGACAGUUUCUCCCUCCAAAACCCCAACCAUAUUAACCAAUUCCCCCAAAACUAAACCCUCUUCAUAAAACUCAGCUGAUGAUCUCAAGUGAUGUAGCUCAAAUUUAUUGGUUAAUGUUUCAAAUCUUCAAUAUGUUUGUUCUCUCCCUCUCUCUCUCAACAGAGACCAAUAAACUCACAUUACCACCUUACUUCAUUAUAAAUCACUUGGCGUUUUUUUAGCUAUGCAUUACACACUUCAUGUGGAUCUAGCUUUCAACAGCGUAUAAGACGUUAUGAGAGAUGUUGAAGUGACAAAUAUGUUUCCGAUUGUGGUUCACCUUCAUAUUUUCCAUGGUCUAUAUCAUGCGAGUC
Momordica charantia (bitter melon) is the source of this 1708-nucleotide messenger RNA. Its product is annotated as transcription factor bHLH87-like. Gene Ontology annotation, molecular function: DNA-binding transcription factor activity; protein dimerization activity. Lineage: Eukaryota; Viridiplantae; Streptophyta; Magnoliopsida; Cucurbitales; Cucurbitaceae. The record is from RefSeq and is a predicted model, not a curated record. Gene Ontology annotation, biological process: regulation of DNA-templated transcription.